Molecule: messenger RNA, 1556 nt
Organism: Mya arenaria
Lineage: Eukaryota; Metazoa; Mollusca; Bivalvia; Myida; Myidae
Product: cilia- and flagella-associated protein 161-like
Exons: 6
Coding region: 60-947 (295 amino acids)
Biological process (GO): cilium assembly
Cellular component (GO): motile cilium
Source: RefSeq, a predicted model, not a curated record
GUGUUGUUAAGGUAAACAACCAUUGCACUGGUGAAGUCUGCGGAAGAAAGUGUAUCAAAAUGAGUGUCAGAACAUAUAACCCAUCAGUUAGAGUUGGUAAUUGGAAUGAAGACAUUCAACUAGAAGAGGACACAUUAAAAGAAUUCCUACAGAAAAGAGAAUCUGGAGAAUUGUUGUAUCAAAAAAGGACGAAGCUAGAACAGACAAUAUUCAAGACAGUAAAUUUAAGCAUUUCACGGGACGGUUUUGUGCACUUUGGUGAUAAAGUGAACAUUAGAUGCCCUGGGGCUCUGGACAAAACACAGUACUUUGCACACAUUGAGCCCAGAAAUGAAUGCAACCUUGCAGUGGUGCCUCAGGUCAACAAAAUCCUGUACUCAAAUAAGUUUGAAGCUCCCAGCUGUGUCACAGGCAGCAGAGAUAUCGCAUCAAAUUUGAGAAGCACAUUUGUAAUAAAAAGUAAGGAUGGUACACACGAUGGGGAGCCACUCAGGUAUGGCCAGGUGUUCUAUCUCUCAACUAUGGACAAUGAAGGAGGAAAUUUGUUGUUACAAAGUGACCGAGUGACGUUGCAUAAGUCCCCAAACAAGUCACGGCACCAGGAGGUCAGUCUUGUGGCAGAGCCGUCAUCCCUCACAGAGUGGAAGAUCCUCCACUUCAAGCCCAAACUCCGCUUUGAGUAUGAGGGUGUGCCUGUGCCAGCAAAUGAGAAAAUCAUCUUCAACCACGUGGUGACAAACCAGGACCUUUGUGUAGAGGAGGAAGUUGCCAUCCGCACAUCAUUCGGCACACGUGAGUACGAGAUCACUGCCUGUACACAGCUCGACUCCCACCGGGCGGAGAAGGAGCAGAACCAGUGGAUGAUAGUGAUGGGCGUCCCAGGAGAUGACAUAUACCCUGUGUCCCAGCCAUCCUGCUCCUCACAGGGAGCUUCAUCACUCUCAUAAUGGAUGUUACCCACUCUACUGCCUGUAAUGUACUCUUUUUAAGGAAAAUGUGAACAAAAAUUGUGACAUAUAUCAAGUGUUAUUAUUGUUGCUGCAAGAAAUAAAUUUUAGCAAAUAAAACAUGGAUUAUUAGAUAGCAAGAACAUCUAACUUUAUUGUUGCAGUUUGCGCAGUUAUUUUUUUUAUGAUUGUGUGAAUCUUGAUAAUAUUGUAUUUAUAUACAGUUUUUAUGCUGUAAGUUGACAAUACAAUCAGAAAGAACAUUAAUGCCCAAGUAUUAUGCAAAUCUGUGAUCUGUUCUUUAUAAAUAGCAUUCUUUUAAUAAUGUUGCUCUGACAAAUAAUGUGCACUAAAGGGAUGUUCUGAAAUGCAUCCAUAACGUCUUGAGGGAAAUUACUUUAUUUGGUCUCAGGAUGAAAACCAACUUAAUGCUUCAAUACAUCAUUUGAAUCUAUAAUAUUUCAGUCAAAAAACAGACUUCAAUAAUUGUACACUAAUAUUUUUUUUUAAUAUAGUGUUUAGUUGAAAUUUGUUAUAUAACGCUGAUUGUAUGUGCUUCUAUUAUGCCUUAGCAGUAGUAGGAUGUAUAUUAAUAAAGCAGUAAAUGUA